This is a messenger RNA of Peromyscus eremicus (cactus mouse), 3157 nucleotides long. It is a transcript of the gene Rnf144a, whose product is annotated as ring finger protein 144A. Gene Ontology annotation, molecular function: ubiquitin conjugating enzyme binding; ubiquitin protein ligase activity; zinc ion binding. Lineage: Eukaryota; Metazoa; Chordata; Mammalia; Rodentia; Cricetidae. Bases 1490 to 2368 code for a protein of 292 amino acids. The record is from RefSeq and is a predicted model, not a curated record. Gene Ontology annotation, biological process: protein polyubiquitination; positive regulation of proteasomal ubiquitin-dependent protein catabolic process; ubiquitin-dependent protein catabolic process. Gene Ontology annotation, cellular component: ubiquitin ligase complex; cytoplasm; Golgi apparatus. The transcript is spliced from 9 exons.
UUUUUUUUUUUUUUAGCUGCAAGGGCAUUAGUUUUGUAUUUGGGGUUCACAGUUCAACAGCUGCUCAGAGCGCUCAGAUGUUGGCUCAUUCAACUUUUGGGUGGCUUUGCACAUCGCUAGUGCAAGUGGAUUGUUUUGAGCAUGUCCCUGUUUUGUGGCACCAUGGGGUUUUCCAUGCAUCUCAGAACCCCCUUUUGUCUCUGCUAGAAUCAGCCACUUAUCCUAUCCAUGCUGGUUUAUUAAACUGGCCCACGUUAUUGGACUGAGGAUCUGGGCAUGGCAUGUAUUUUGUAUAGAGUCCCAUUCCCUCCGUAUCCUCUCAGCUGGUGUACAAGGAGCACACAUACCAACCCGUGUGUGUGCCAGCAUGUCACCUAGAAAUGCUUUCCAUCUGCUUCUAUAGUAAGCUGAACUUGAGUUUCGACUUAAGUUCCCAGUUCUGUUCUGUUAUCCCGGGAUCUCCAGCCUCUUUGCCUUGCUUAUCUUUAGUCUCCUACCAAUAGGGGUGCCUUGAGUUCAGUGCAGAUGAGGAAGUGAUGAAUGAGAAAGAUUAGCAUGGUGUCUUGAGCAGCCAUGUGCUUAUGUACAUACAUGUAGAGGCCACUGGGACCCUUAAGGUGUCCUGGUCUGUCACUUCCCACUCCAUUCCCUUGAGAUGGGGUCUUUCACCAAACUGAGUUCCUCAUUUGAUGACAAGGUUUGUGACCAGGGAAGCUGAGGUCCCCUUUUGGAGUGCUUAGUCUUAUCAAUACCAUAAUUUAGAAAUGGACUCACGAAGCAAAGGACAGUUUCAUUAGAGCUUAAGAGAAGCUGCUGGGGAAAAGAGACUGAGAGAAAGCCCUGCCAUUUCUGUUAGGCAUGGAAAAGAAAGAGCUCAUUAAGAAAGAAAAGGGCAUCCCCGAGAGUGUGUUUUCCUGCUGAACUGAGAAAAGUACCCCAAAAGUAUCCAGCCAGGUGGCAGUGUAUUAUAUUUCACAGCCUUUGUAGGUCAUAGGCUGUGUGCUGUUCAUGCCCUCCCUGUUCUCUGGAUGGUGCCACUGGGAAGAAAAGCUCUGACUCUUCCACACACUGCCUUCUUUCACAUGCUAGUCUUGAUGUAGCUGUUUUCCUUCCUGCUCUCCUAUCCCCCCAGACUGGCCGGACAGCCAUCCCCAGGGGUCCCCCUCCAGUGCUGGGGUUACCGGUGGGGACAGGCUUUUUAUGUGGGUGUUGGGGACUCCAGGCUCAGAUCCUGAUGUUUGUGCGUCAAGUGUUCUUACCCACUGAGCCAUCUCCCCAGCUCCCAUUGUCUUUUAUAUCUUUGAUUAUUAUAAUUAUGGACUACCUGCCUAUGGAGAGCCCAGUCUAGAAGAAUGGAUCAAAACCCUGACCAUUGCAUAAUCUCACUUGAAGUCCUCUUGGAUGCCUGGCUCAGCAUGGGUGAUCAAACAGCCAGCAUGGCUAAUGCAGCAUAAUCCCUGUGCAACAGGCCAACCCAGACUGUUCUGCGAUGACCACAGCGAGGUACCGGCCCACCUGGGACCUGGCCCUCGACCCGCUGGUGUCCUGCAAGCUGUGCCUCGGGGAGUACCCAGCGGAGCAGAUGACAACCAUCGCCCAGUGCCAGUGUAUCUUCUGUACCCUGUGCCUGAAACAGUAUGUUGAGCUCUUGAUCAAAGAAGGACUAGAAACUGCAAUUAGCUGCCCGGAUGCUGCAUGCCCUAAAAAGGGCCACCUUCAGGAAAAUGAGAUUGAGUGUAUGGUUGCAGCUGAAAUUAUGCAAAGAUAUAAAAAGCUACAAUUUGAAAGAGAGGUGCUCUUUGACCCUUGCCGGACGUGGUGCCCAGCAUCCACCUGCCAAGCCGUGUGCCAACUCCAGGACAUAGGACUACAGACCCCCCAGCUGGUGCAGUGCAAAGCCUGUGACAUGGAAUUCUGCUCUGCAUGCAAAGCCCGCUGGCACCCGGGCCAAGGCUGCCCCGAGACCAUGCCAAUCACCUUCCUUCCCGGGGAGACCAGCUCUGCUUUCAAGAUGGAAGAGGGUGACGCACCCAUCAAGCGCUGUCCCAAGUGCCGGGUGUACAUCGAGCGGGACGAGGGCUGCGCACAGAUGAUGUGUAAGAAUUGCAAGCAUGCCUUCUGCUGGUACUGCCUGGAGUCUCUGGAUGAUGACUUCCUUCUGAUACAUUAUGACAAGGGACCUUGUCGCAACAAGUUGGGCCACUCCCGGGCAUCGGUGAUCUGGCAUCGGACACAGGUGGUGGGAAUUUUUGCUGGCUUUGGGCUCCUGCUCUUAGUGGCUUCUCCUUUCUUGCUCCUGGCCACACCCUUUGUCCUUUGCUGCAAAUGCAAGUGCAGUAAAGGUGACGACGACCCGCUUCCCACCUAGAGGACUGCGUGAUGAUGCUGGAACAGACCCCUGCUUCGGGACGUGUGGCUCCCCUACCCUCCCCCACCCCCACCUCCCCCACGAAACAUGUUUCUUGCCUUAUGUGCCCCUAUGAGCUUCAGUGUCCAGCUUGCUGCGGAGAUUUCAGGGAUGAUGUCAGCAAGUGGGCAGAGGCCUCGGGUGUGGUCUCCGGGGUGUGGGGGAGGUGAGGCAGAAGUGGGUGGGCGCAUCCCACCUCUGUGUCUGCAGAUUCGGCCUGAGGUGGCAUCAGCCGCAUAUCAGGCAGGGAAUGUCCAGUGGGAGCUUAGGAGACCCACUCAGACAAAGGGACACCUUGGCUUCAAGAUGGCACCAUGUUGUCAGGAGAAGUCUUCAAGCAUUAGGACUCUCUUCAGCCAGCACCUGAUUAUCUGACUUGAGAAAAUCUCUCCGUUUGUGACAACUGUUUUUACUUCUAAAGGCAUUUAGUAAAAUCCUUUUUAGAAGGCUUUUUCCCCCUUUCUGUCAACUGAAUAGUGAAAAUCAACAAGGUGCGUAAAAACCAUCCUAUGCCUUUUUUGAAAUGUGCAUUUUAUGAAGUUACAGAUAAAUGACUUUUGUGGCCUGACCAUUUUUUUUUCAGGAGCUACAGAAAGCCUUAUGCACACUUUGUGUUUUUCUUGGAACCUGCUGUAAUUAGUUUUUGAAUGCUCUGAGCUGUGUACUGUUAUCCACACGGGCCCCCUGUUGUUGCAUUUAUUCGAAGAUAUUGACACACUUAAGAAAUGUCUCUAGCUUUACGUCACCCCU